AUGACGAUGUGCCGUGUGCUGCUUUGCGUGUGGGUCCUCGUGCUUUGCUGGUGCAGCACGCCCCUCUGCGUGACGGCUGCUGCGGCGGGUGUGGAGUCCGUGGAGAGAGGCACAGUAAGCAGAAGACGCCGCUGCGGAUGCGGUGCUGGAAGCGCAGCUCGCGGUGCUAAGUGUAGAGGGUGCGGCGAAGUACGCAGGGGCUGCGUUGGGCAAUGUGAAGGAGGCACAUAUGAGAGCUUCACCGAAAGAGGGAGUGUGAGCAAGGUGGCGGCAAGCGCCCAGGAGGCAGUAAGGAAUUUACGUCAUGGUGGAAGAAAGAGCCGAUCAGGCAACGCUGUGGGAAAGAGAGGUGGACAGUUUGUCUCUGAAAGCACGAGAAGCCAAGGAAGAGGCGGCGAGUGCUGCUGA
Trypanosoma grayi is the source of this 408-nucleotide messenger RNA. RefSeq lists its product as hypothetical. The transcript has a single exon. Lineage: Eukaryota; Euglenozoa; Kinetoplastea; Trypanosomatida; Trypanosomatidae. The record is from RefSeq and is a predicted model, not a curated record. Bases 1 to 408 code for a protein of 135 amino acids.